Setaria italica (foxtail millet) is the source of this 1989-nucleotide messenger RNA. RefSeq names its product casein kinase 1. Gene Ontology annotation, molecular function: protein serine/threonine kinase activity; ATP binding. Gene Ontology annotation, cellular component: nucleus; cytoplasm. Gene Ontology annotation, biological process: endocytosis; signal transduction; peptidyl-serine phosphorylation. The coding region runs from base 328 to 1770 and encodes 480 amino acids. The transcript has 16 exons. Lineage: Eukaryota; Viridiplantae; Streptophyta; Magnoliopsida; Poales; Poaceae. The record is from RefSeq and is a predicted model, not a curated record.
UUCCCCCACCUCCCGCCCGCCGGCCCGCUCCCUCCCUCCCUCCCUCCAGUUGCAGGAUCGGCAUCGAUGCGAUUCGACCGCGGCCUCGCAUCCGGUGCGGAGGUCUGCGAUUGGGGGGAGGCUCCGCUUCGCCGCCGGAACCGCUGGGAGUUUCCUGCUGGCUCCUAAUCCCAAGUGGAGCGAUUUGGUAUCUCCCGGCAUUACUGUUUGAUGGCAGACAGCAGUGCUGCUUCUCUGAGGAGGCAUUGUGGCAAUAGGCAGCUACGUUUUGUACAGCAGCAAUCCAUUCACAGGAGAAACUAGAACAGAUCAAAGAGGAGCCUGAUCAUGGAGCAUGUGAUUGGAGGGAAGUAUAAGCUUGGGAGGAAGAUUGGGAGUGGAUCCUUCGGGGAGCUAUAUCUCGGUGUUAAUAUACAGAAUGGAGAGGAAGUGGGAAUAAAAUUGGAACCUGUGAAAACAAAACAUCCACAACUACAUUAUGAAUCUAAAGUUUAUAUGCUAUUGCAGGGUGGAAAUGGUAUCCCACACCUGAAGUGGUACGGUGUCGAGGGGGAGUACAACGUUAUGGUGAUCGAUCUUCUUGGCCCAAGCUUGGAAGACUUGUUUAACUGCUGCAACAGGAAACUUUCAAUGAAAACAGUGCUUAUGCUUGCUGAUCAACUGAUAAACCGAGUGGAAUACAUGCAUUCCAAGGGAUUUAUUCACCGUGACAUCAAGCCAGACAACUUCCUUAUGGGCUUAGGCCGAAAAGCUAAUCAGGUUUAUAUAAUUGAUUAUGGGCUUGCUAAAAAAUACAAGGACCUUCAGACUCAUAAACAUAUCCCCUACAGGGAGAACAAAAAUCUGACUGGAACAGCACGUUAUGCCAGUGUGAAUACCCAUCUUGGAAUAGAACAAAGCAGAAGAGAUGAUCUGGAGUCUGUUGGCUAUCUUCUGCUAUAUUUUUUAAGAGGAAGCCUCCCAUGGCAGGGUCUUAAAGCUGGCACUAAGAAGCAAAAGUAUGACAAAAUUAGUGAAAAGAAAAUGCUUACCUCAGCGGAGGUUUUGUGCAAAUCUUACCCAUCAGAGUUCGUCUCAUAUUUCCACUAUUGUCGCUCCCUGCGAUUUGAAGACAGGCCAGAUUACUCUUUUCUGAAGAAACUAUUUCGUGAUGUAUUUGUCCGCGAAGGAUACCAAUUCGAUUAUGUAUUUGACUGGACUGCACUCAAGUACCCUCAAAUGAGUUCAAACAAUAAGCUUGUUCAACAACCAAGUGCAAGAAUAGCUGGAGCUGGACCAUCUGCCGAGAGAACAGACAAAGCAUCAGUGGGACAAGAGAUCCGGGAUAGAUUCACUGGUGCUGUCGAGGCAUUUGCCAGAAGAAAUCCAGGCUCUGGUCGCCAUGGAGACCAUUCCAGGCACAAAAGCCAUGCAGAUUCCUUUGGAACAUCUAACGAAGCAGUUGCCGACUCGGAGAAAUCGCGCUUCUUGUCCCGGGGCGGGAGCUCGUCGAAGAUGCCCGCGGGCUCGUCCAGCCGGCCGACCUCCUCGGGGGACUGCAGCGACCAGAACCGCCGGUGGGUCUCGGGCAGCAGCGGCGGCAGCGGGCGCCCGUCCACCGCGCAGAGGCUCCACCACUCGGGCGGCGCCGAGAACAGCAGGUCGUCCCCGCGCUCCCCCGUGGCCCGGGGCGCGGCGCCGGGGAGGGGAGGGGGGGGCUCCGGCUCGCGGAACAACACCACGUUCCGGAGCCUCGAGCGCCUCUCCAUCAGCACGAGCCGGAGGAAGUGAACGAACCGGUCAGCCGAGGAAUUUCGAUAUUUGACAUCGAAUCCGCAGCCCUCACUUAUUUUGACCCUCAAUUCACGUACCUUUCAAAAUAAAUAUAAUCCUCCGACUGCUAAUUCUUUUGAUUCAAGAAAUUCUCUCCACUUUUCUCCAUUUUAUUUCCUUUUCAUUUUCCAGUAUUAGUGAAUGGAUAAGUUAACUCUGCCUUAUGUUCCCUACCUA